This is a messenger RNA of Epinephelus lanceolatus (giant grouper), 3440 nucleotides long. It is a transcript of the gene cog7, whose product is annotated as component of oligomeric golgi complex 7. Gene Ontology annotation, cellular component: COG complex. Gene Ontology annotation, biological process: Golgi organization; retrograde vesicle-mediated transport, Golgi to endoplasmic reticulum; intracellular protein transport. Lineage: Eukaryota; Metazoa; Chordata; Actinopteri; Perciformes; Serranidae. The record is from RefSeq and is a predicted model, not a curated record.
CCGGAAGUUGUUGUCAAGUGUCAGAAGCGCUGCCAGCAUCCAACAAACAUCCAGAAGUAUGUCUUUACUUUUCUCCCUUUAAAGACGUAGACGUUUAAAACCAACUCUGGAGGAGGCCGUCGCCUUGUUGGAACUCUAUUUAGUUGUAAUGAUAAUUUCAUUUUCCUGGGCUAUUUAUUUUAUAUUCGUGUCGAAGCCAUUGUUUGGGAAAAACUAGCUAACGUUAGCAAUGGGUCGAUGACACAGACUGCACUGCACCACAAGAGUUUGACCCAACACCGCCCGGUGCUUGCACUGGGGAAGGAGUGAAGAGGCCAAAAUGGAUUUCUCCAAAUUCCUGGACGAUGAUUUUGAUGUGAAAGACUGGGUGAACGGCGCCUUCAAGGUGGUGCAGAAGGACGCUCCGGGGAAGGCGGAUACACACGCAGCCACGCUGGUCAUGAAACUGCAGCUGUUCAUCCAGGAAGUCAACAAUGCCAUUGAGGAGAGCAGUAAUCAGGCGCUCCAAAAUAUGCCCAGAGUGCUGCGGGAUGUGGAGGCUUUGAAACAGGAAGCGUCUUUCCUCAAGGAGCAAAUGGUUCUGGUCAAAGAGGACAUCAAGAAGUUUGAGCAGGACACCGUGCAGUCUAUGCAGGUCCUGGUGGAGAUAGAUCAAGUGAAGAGCCGCAUGCAGUCGGCAGCUGAAGCUCUGCAGGAGGCAGACAAAUGGAGCACGCUGAGUGCAGACAUUGAGGAGACCUUCAAAACACAGGAUCUUGCAGUCAUUUCCUCCAAGCUGACCAGCAUGCAGAACAGCCUGGCCAUGUUGGUGGACACACCGGACUACUCUGAAAAGUGUGUCCACCUGGAGGCUCUGAAAAACAGACUGGAGGCCUUGGCCAGCCCACAGAUAGUAGCAACCUUUAAUUCUAUGUCUACAGACCAAGCCAAGCUGUUUGUUAAAGUCUUCACAGAGAUAGAUAGAAUGCCACAGCUGCUUGCCUACUACUACAAGUGUCACAAGGGUCAGUUGGUGAGCAUGUGGCAGGAUCUCUCACAGAGCGAGCUCAGUCUGAAUCAGCAGCUGUCUGAAUUCUACGACACCUUGCUGUCGUCGUGGCACUCUCAACUACAGUGGAGCAGCCAGGUGUUCAAGAACCCGUAUGAGGUGGUGACAGUGUUGCUGAUCCAAACUCUUGGGGCCAUGGUCCCAUCCAUCCCUGUGUGCUUGAGCUCAGCCGUGGAACGUGCAGCCCAAGAGCAACGCCUCGACACGCUGCUUGAACUCCAUCACACCACGUCCACCUUCGGACACAGCCUGGAGGCUGCCAUGCUGCCCCACCUGGGUGAGAAUAAUCUGCUGAAGGUGAAUGAGCUGGUGUGCGCGCUGUAUGACCCCUACAAACCCUAUCAACUGCAGUAUGGAGAUCUGGAGGAAGCUCACCUCCUUAUCCAGAUCAGUGCUGUACCUUUGGAACACGGGGAGGUAAUUGACUGUGUGGAAGAGUUGAGCCACUCUGUUGGCAAGUUGUUUGGCCUGGCCAGCGCUGCUGUGGACCGCUGUGUCAAACUGACUGAUGGACUGGCUGUGUGUGGCCUCCUCAAAGCCCUCAAAGCCCUCUUCACCAAGUAUGUGUCGGACUUUUCCACAACACUGCAGUCAAUCAGGAAGAAGUGUAAAAUGGAGGACGCGCCGAGUUCAUUAGCUUUCCAGGAGGACUGGACUGCCUUCCAGAACUCUGUCAGGAUCAUCGCCACCUGUGGAGAACUGCUUCGACAAUGCGGAGCCUUCGAGCAGCAGCUGUCAAACAAGAUCCUGGGCACGGCAGGUAAGUACUUGUCAGAGUCGUACAGCCCACGCAGCCUUGCAGGCAUCCAGGAAGCCAGCUCCACAGAGAGGAAGAGCGCGACCAAAAACCCGUGGCAGGAAUACAACUAUCUUCAGAGGGGGAAUAUGGCUGAAUACAACAGCCUGAUGGAAGUCCUCUACUCCCUAAAGGAGAAGGGCACAGGUAACUCCAACCUGUUAGCAGAGCCCAGAGCAGCUCUGACCAGACUCAACCAGCAGGCCAACCAGCUGGCCUUUGACUCUGUCUUCUUGCAAAUCAAACACCAGCUCUGCCUUGUCUCCAAGAUGGAGAGACAAGAGGCGCCUGGUUUAGGAGAGAGCUACACAGAGGACCUGCCUACUUUCAGCCUGUCGCCGCAAGAAUACAUUACAAAUAUAGGGCAGUACCUGAUGUCUCUGCCUCUCCACUUGGAGCCAUUUGUGACUCAGGAGGACCCGGCGCUGGAGAUGGCCCUACACGCUGGGAAGCUGCCUUUCCCUCCAGAGCAAGGUGAUGACCUUCCUGAGCUGGACAACACUGCGGACUACUGGCUUGGCUCCAUAGCACGGGCAACGAUGCAGACCUACUGUGACGCCAUCCUGCUCAUCCCCCAACUGAACACCCAUUCCACUAAACAGCUGGCCACAGAUAUCGACUAUCUGAGCAAUGUGAUGGACGCUCUGGGCCUGCAGCCUUCCCGCACCCUGCAGCACAUCGUCACCCUGCUCAGGGCCAAACCAGAAGACUACAGACAGAUCGCCAAAACACUGCCUCGUCGACUGGCCUCCACCAUUGCUGCUGUUCGUUGCAUUGACUACUAACAGUGAGGUAGAGGAACACAGACUCUGUAGGUACAGCGACAGCGGGGACUCGUAGGCUUGCUUGAAAAUGAAGAAUGUGAUAUCACUAGUAGUACAGUCUCAAAUUUGAGGCUGCAGAAUUUUAGGAUUAUAGUCCUGUCUGAAGAGGCGUUUAUGGGAAUGUUAAUAAAUCAGAGUGGGUCAGACUUUUUUAUAUGGAUUCAUGGCAUUUAUGGGAAUGUUAAGAGUUUGAAAUCAGGGUAGUUCAGAGUUUUUCUUUUAUUUUAUACAGAUUAUUGUUGAAGUGUGAAUGCUCAACAGUGAUAAUGCCUUCAAGUCAAGCCAAAAGGGGAAAGUGUCUUGACCAUACAUCUUUAAUUUCUGCAUUUUUUGAAGUUGCUGAAGCAUUUAAGGAGCUAACAAAAUGUACAUCAGGGGACGCGUGAGAGCAUUUGAAAUCUACAUGACUGAUAUAUUACUUGUUAUUUGUUAUACUAAUAUAAUUCAUCUAUAUUUAAUUAUAUUAAGGUCUGAUAUGAGCUGCAUAGCUUUCUGUUAACUGCGAUUCGUAUACAGCAGUUGACUGGAAAAGUGAAGGUGAAGGAGAUCCCUCACUCCCUCUCUGGUUGUAGUAGUCAUAUAUACAAGUUUCCAUAUUUUUCCAUGCAGUAUCGUGAAAAUCUGUACAUAAAACAUUGACAUCAACACUAAAAUGGAUCCUGUUGUUAGUUUUUUUUGUCAAGCUAUUUUUAUCCUCCAGAUGAAACGGGGGUGGGAUGAGUUUGUAAUGUAAUCUAUCAAGUUUAAUAAAUGUAUGGCCUUUUCUGCUAAA